Molecule: messenger RNA, 1592 nt
Organism: Prunus mume (Japanese apricot)
Lineage: Eukaryota; Viridiplantae; Streptophyta; Magnoliopsida; Rosales; Rosaceae
Cellular component (GO): chloroplast
Source: RefSeq, a predicted model, not a curated record
CCAAAAGAUCUCAAAUCUUAACCACAUCUCCAACAAGACCUUGGUAAUUCCUCCAUACUUGUUGUCUUAUGCCGUUUAAGCCUCAAUGCUCAUCUCAACCUUAGCCACACCCGAAAUCUUACCAUAAAAGCCCAAACUUUAAACAAUAAAAGCAGCUCAUGGUCCACUUUGCAACAUUUUGAUGGGUGCUUUGAAAACCUUGUUUGCAAACAGUAAAUUUUCAGUGAAACUACCAUUCACAAAUCCACAACAGAAAGCCCCCAACACACCGGCUCACAAAAUUUCUGUCAGACACCUAACUCGGAGACACAGAACCUGAGCUGACAACCCAUCAAUUCUCCAACCUCCCAUUUGCAAUGGCUCUAUUUUUAUCAGCAUCAACAUCACCAUUAACAUCAAAUUUGUCUCUUGGAAAGACCCGCUUCAGAUUUUCACCAAAACAUGGCCGCCCCUCCAUUGCCCAAAGCAUUCAACCCCCAUUCAAUUCAAAUGCAGACUUAAAUUUCCGAACUUUGUCCCCUUUAAACCCUCGUUUGGCAAAUUCACCGCUUUCUCACGCUGCAACAAGAGUUUCUUCACAUGGGUUUCUUGAUAAAGAUGAGAAAGAUGAUAUUUUGCCAGUCUUUGAGGAACGGCCAGUCAAAUUUGUCUUUUGGGUUUUGGUUUGGGCCUCUGUGUCCCUUGCUUUGUUCGCAGCUUCUGGGGAUGCUAAUGCCGCAGCAGCUGCUGCAGCUGAUUCCAUUAGAGCCUCCAGUUUUGGCCUGAAGAUUGCGAGUGCGCUUCGAGGCUCAGGCUGGCCUGAUGAGGCUGUGGUAUUUGCCCUGGCUACGCUUCCUGUGAUUGAGCUUCGUGGGGCUAUUCCUGUUGGUUACUGGCUGCAACUCAAGCCUGUUAUGCUAACCGUUCUAUCCGUUCUGGGGAACAUGGUUCCUGUGCCCUUCAUCAUACUUUACUUGAAGAGAUUUGCAUCUUUCCUUGCUGGAAAGAACAAGGCCGCAGCUCGGUUCCUAGACAUACUGUUUGUGAGAGCCAAAGAGAAAGCUGGCCCUGUAGAGGAGUUCCAAUGGCUUGGUCUGAUGUUGUUUGUGGCUGUGCCUUUCCCUGGAACAGGAGCAUGGACAGGAGCCAUCAUAGCUUCCAUUCUUGAUAUGCCAUUCUGGGCAGCAGUGUCUGCAAAUUUCUUUGGUGUUUUAUUGGCUGGGCUUCUAGUAAAUUUGCUGGUGAACCUUGGUCUCAAAUAUGCAAUUAUCACUGGUAUUAUCCUCUUCAUUAUAUCCACAUUCAUGUGGAGCAUCCUUCGGAACCUUAGGAAGUCUUUAAGCUCAUCAAGCUUAUAUGACAUUGGAAAUUCUUGAAGUAAUCCAAUCCUCACAAGGGUUAACUAAUGAUCUUUGAAUUUUGAGAUUGUAUGCUUUUGCUACUCACUUUCUACAUGUUUAUCCGUAUCAAUUCAUAUUUUGACUCAAUACACAACAUUUCUGUAGAAGAUGUAUGAAUGCUUUGUGAUUUCUGAAACCUGAAUGUAAAGCAAUAUGAGAUGAAUCUCUCUCAAAGAGGUUAUGGUAGCUGACAAUGCAAGGCUUUUUCUUCCA